AAAACGUUUUUUCGAAGGUGCUGGACAUCUGCAUGCGUGUUACAUAAAAGAAAACGUGGUAUUUCUUCCUGCGUCCAUGAAUUCCCGAUUCUUGAGAGCCGGUAGAACUUGGUAGAACGUACUAAGCAGAACAGUUUAUGUGUCGGAUACUAGCGGGGCGAACCCAACGUUUGCGAACCGAACGCGCGCCGUGCACGUGCACGCGAGCCAGCUGUAAGCCGCAGUUCGAGUCGAGUCGGUUUCGCAGCGGCGCAUUUGACGUGGCUUGUAUAUUGCCUACAGCAACAAAACUGCAACCUUUGCUCAAGUGCUGAUUGCGCGCGGUUUGCUGUGUGCGCUUCCCGUCUUGCUCAGUGCGCCGUACGUGAGUUACUAUAUUGAUAUUGAUUUAACUCGGAACAUCAACCCGUAGAGAAUGGCCAAGCUGCCGGGAACAGUAUUUCUCUUUGAUGUGGACGGAACAUUGACUAAGAGCAGGCAAGUGAUCACCAACGAAAUGUCCGAGUUUCUCCGAAGACUGAAGCGUGAUGUCGCCGUCGCCCUUGUCGGUGGUUCGGACCUGGUGAAGAUAGAAGAGCAAAUGGGAGGGCCAGGUGCUGUAGCCGAGUUUGAAUACGUGUUUUCGGAGAACGGCUUGGUCGCCCACAGGAAUGGUAAACUGAUCGGAAAGCAGAGCCUGCUUAACUUUAUGGGAGAGGAGAAGCUGCAGAAGCUGAUCAACUUCUGCCUCCGCUACGUGGCCGACUUGACUUUGCCCCAGAAGCGCGGAACUUUCGUGGAGUUUCGAUCGGGCAUGCUCAACGUGUCGCCAAUUGGCCGCAAUUGCAGCCUCAGCGAACGAAACGCCUUCGAAAUUUACGACAAGGAGCACGGCAUCAGGGCGAAAUUCGUGAAGGCUUUGCGGGAAAACUUCGCCGAUUACAACCUACAGUAUUCCAUCGGAGGACAGAUCAGCUUCGACGUUUUCCCACGCGGUUGGGACAAGACUUACUGCCUUGACCAACUUGUUCAGGAUGGCUACAAGACCAUACACUUUUUUGGCGACAAAACCGCCGAGGGUGGUAAUGACUAUGAAAUUUACGAAGAUCCCAGGACCGUGGGACACUCCGUGAAAUCUCCAGAAGACACAAUGGUGCAAGUAGAGGAAACACUGUCAUCUGUGAAGAAGUCGGCGUAGGCGUUUAGGCACGCUGCGCGUUUCAGGAUGAAAAAUAGAAAAGUUAUGUUUAAUUGUCGUGACAGAUUUCAGGAGAAACGUCGUGAUUGCAUUUUUAAUUAAUUCCAUGUUACAGACUGCUUAGAAUUCCACACCAGCCCAAUUGACUAUAUAAUUGCAGUUUGUUACUCGUAUGUUAUAACCCUUCAAGUCAGAGCUGCUCAUUUUCUAAAUAAAGUACGUUCUGUAAAGUGUGCAGUGGCACAUAACUGCCACCAAUAAAUCUGAUCGUGUGUUUU
Messenger RNA from Dermacentor silvarum, 1455 nucleotides. RefSeq lists its product as uncharacterized. Lineage: Eukaryota; Metazoa; Arthropoda; Arachnida; Ixodida; Ixodidae. The record is from RefSeq and is a predicted model, not a curated record. Gene Ontology annotation, biological process: protein N-linked glycosylation; mannose metabolic process; GDP-mannose biosynthetic process. Gene Ontology annotation, cellular component: cytosol. Gene Ontology annotation, molecular function: phosphomannomutase activity. The coding region runs from base 416 to 1177 and encodes 253 amino acids. The transcript has a single exon.